Molecule: messenger RNA, 2193 nt
Organism: Alosa alosa (allis shad)
Lineage: Eukaryota; Metazoa; Chordata; Actinopteri; Clupeiformes; Clupeidae
Gene: igfbp1b
Product: insulin-like growth factor binding protein 1b
Exons: 4
Coding region: 91-816 (241 amino acids)
Biological process (GO): regulation of insulin-like growth factor receptor signaling pathway
Cellular component (GO): extracellular region
Molecular function (GO): insulin-like growth factor II binding; insulin-like growth factor I binding
Source: RefSeq, a predicted model, not a curated record
UCUCAGUAAAAUUACAAACUUAACGGAACGUGCACCGAUUGAGAGGGAACAUAUAUUCUCAUAGGAGUGAUUUUUUUUUUCAGUUCUGAAAUGACCGGAUUAUCUAUUUGUUUCACGUGGGCCUUGGCAGCUUUUGUUUUCGUGACACCUGCACAGUCCUCUCCAGUUAUCUGCCCGGAACCUAUCCGCUGCGCUCCUUGCACUCUAGAACAGCUCAGUCAGUGUCCCGCAGUGCCCACAAACUGCCGUGAGGUGCUUAGAGAACCAGGCUGCGGAUGCUGUUUAGCUUGCGCUCUGGAGAGAGGAGAUCCCUGCGGUGUCUACACGGCACACUGCGCCACCGGCCUACGUUGUUCUCCGCGACCAGGAGACCCAAGACCCCUCCAAUCACUUACCAGAGGACAUGGUGUCUGCACAGAUCUGGAUGGGGGUGAAGAUGAGGGUACAGACCACGGGUCCAUUCAUCACUAUCUGGGCCUGAACAAACCGCUGGACGCUGUGGAUGCCCAGGAGAGCUUGAAGGCAAAAGUGAACGCUAUCCGAAACAAACUUGUCCAGCAGGGUCCAUGCCAUGCUGAACUGCAUGCAGCCUUGGACAUGAUUGCCACAUCCCAACAGAAACUGGGAGAAAAAUUUACAAGCUUCUACCUCCCCAACUGUGACAAGCAUGGUUUUUACAAAGCCAAGCAGUGUGAGACAUCUCUAGUGGGACAGAGUGCACGCUGUUGGUGUGUGUCAUCAUGGAAUGGCAAACAGAUUCCGGGAUCCAGUGACAUUCCUGGAGAGGCUCAGUGUCAUCAGGAAGUCACUCAUUAAAGAUACUUAAAGCCAGACACACGUGCGCACACACACACACACACACACACACACACACACACACUACACUUAUCCACACACAAACUCUGACACACAUGCACACCCACACAAACACACACACACACACACACACACACACAUACACACACACGCACACACACACACACACAUGCUGAUGGACACACACACAUAUACAUAUAUGAUGGUUUUCAUGACCUUUUAUCUAUGUUAGCAUUAUAUUAAGACUUAUUUAUUCCAAAUGUAUGAAGAGAGUAAUAUGCCAGUCACUGGUGAUUUGUUUAUGACUAUUUAUAUAUUUACUUAUUUUUAUUGUAAGUAGGAAAACACUGUAUUCAUUUGUUUCUGACUAAACAACUCCAUCUGCAAAGACCACACACCUCCAGGUUCAGCCAAGCCUAAUACAGAGUCCUUGGGAUUUGUUUUUGAUUCACUCAAAUAUUGGAUCAUUGCACUGUGGAUCUUUCCAAUUAAUUUAGCUCUGGGGCUACGUGUAUAUUUUUCUGAGAAAAAAAAUAGAAAUGCCUUUUUUCUGUUUAUGCUUCAUCAUAUUUCAUGUUGAGAUAUUAGGGCUUUCCAAGUGUUUAAGGAAAACUACAGAUAUCUACAAAUGGCAUCAGGCGUACAAUUGAUUUGUUGGUUAUAUUUCUUUAAUAUAAACAUACUCUGGGUGUUCUGGCUGAAUGAUACUGCAAUACAGUGCAUGUUUUAAGACUGCAGGUGGAUAGGUUUGACCAACCCCUACCUCUUUGGGCUGUAGCAGACCGUUGCCCAUUUCCGUCUCUUGGCACAGAUGGUCAGGUUUCCGGUUGUCUGGCUAAUAGGAGGUGUAGCUAGUUGAGUGUGCACUGGAUUGGCUUUGGCAUUUAUCACACAGACAUUAUAUAGACACAGAUAUAUUAUUGUGUCAGUAAGCCUGUGAUAAAGUUUUAUGAUACAUGUGCCACCCAAUGUGAUCUUUUUAAAAAUACUACUCUCAGGGCCUGGCCUUUUGCUUUAGCGAGUCUGCUCAGCUGUGUGGUGUUACAUUGCUGCAAAAUUCAACAUUCAAACUAAUACAAACCCCUAUCUUUGGGAAAGCCUAUUAUCAAUGUAGGCAAUGUUUUGUGUGUUUUUUUUAACUGGAGUGAAGCUGAUGCAUAGAGGACUGUACUUAGACUGAGGUCACUUUUGUCCAUUAUGCUGCUGUUGCUGUGUGCAGGUGUAAACUACAGUCCCUCUGCAUCGGUGUAGAUGAGUGCUGCUACUGUCUUAUUUUUGGCUAUUCCAUUUUGGAUGCAGUUCUUGAAAGAGUUGUUGUAUUGUUACAACGCUUGUAGUGAAAACUGUAUAUUCUUUCAAUAAACCUGUUGUCUUUGA